CACACACACAAUUAAAAACACAAAAAACGCAACAAAUUUGCAGUUAUAGGCAAAACAAAGAAAACAAUAUUCAGUGAAGGGAAAAUUGUAAGGUCAUCAAGGUGUCUGCGUACGAAAGCAUGGAUUUGCAGCAUAUGGAGAAUGGCCUCGGCGGAGGCGGAGGCGGUGGUGGCAUUUCUGGGGGCGGAGGCCUCAGUGAGAUUGAAUUUCAACGUCUGGCCCAGAUCAUAACCACUAGCAUAGAAAAAGUACAACGUAAUGUUAGCACAAUGCAGCGUAUGGUCAAUCAAAGGAACACCCCACAGGAUUCGCCCGAAUUGAAAAAACAGCUUCAUCAACUAAUGACGUAUACCCAGCAACUGGUCACCGAUACUAACAGUCAGAUCAAUGAAGUCGACAAAUGCAAGGAAAGACAUUUGAAGAUCCAAAGAGAUCGCCUGGUUGAUGAAUUCACAGCGGCAUUGACCGCCUUCCAGUCCAUUCAACGCAAAACAGCGGACAUUGAAAAGAAUGCUUUGCGUCAGGCUCGUGCCCAGAACUAUAACAUUUCCCAUCCACCUGGCGGCAGUAAUUCCUCCUCUGCUCGUAACAAUAGCAAUUCCAAUUCCCAUAAUGCCAGCAGCAACAAUAGCUUUGAGGACAAUUUCUUUAAUCACAAAUCGAGCCAACAAUCGCAGCAACAACAGCAAAUCCAAACGCAAAUGCAAGAGCAAGUCGAUCUGCAGGCAUUAGAGGAACAGGAACAGGCCAUACGUGAACUGGAGAACAAUAUUGUGGGUGUAAAUGAGAUCUAUAAGAAACUGGGCGCCAUGGUUUAUGAGCAGGCCUUGACUGUGGAUUCCAUUGAGUCCCAGGUGGAACAGACAAGUGUCUUUGUCUCACAGGGUACGGAAAAUCUGCGAAAGGCAAGCUCUUAUAAGAACAAAGUACGCAAGAAGAAACUAAUCCUUAUAGGCAUACUGAGUUUUGUUUUACUGUUUAUCAUCUUGAUUCUUGUAUUUCAAUUUAAAAACUAGAAGAGACUCAACUGCAAAGAUCAACUAAAAAAAGCAAAAAACAAAAAUGAUACUAAAUUAUAAACAGAUUGAAAAACAAAAAAAAAAAUUGAAAUCAAACCCCCCCAGAACUUAGAAAAUUAUUGUGAAAAAGACAAAUGUUAAAUGCAUGAUUGAGAAACCACUCCACUCCUCUCUCUCUCUCUACCCCCCCGAAAACGCUCCUGGGAACCUUAGAUGCAUUUGAAGGCUUUAAAAUUGGCUUGGGAUUGGACAAAAGUCAAGUUCCAAACAGAGGAAACAAAAAAACUUACAAAAAAAAGAAAACCAAAAACGAUUAGAAAAAAAAACAAAACAAACACUCCUUAAAAACUUAAAAAUUAUGACAAAAAUUGUCUCAAAAUUUCUGUUGCAUGAUUUUCAAUAAGUAUUGGAACCUUCCCCAUAUACAUUUACACUCUUCUAUGUUAUAUAUUUGCUAUAAAACUAUCUUAUCUUAUAUUUUAUAUAUGUACAAUAUUUAAUAUUAAAGCACUUUGUAUAUUUCAUUAUAUGAAAAGAAAACAAAACAAAAGAAAAGAGAUGAAAGUGAGAAAGUAAGGAAAGAGAAAGAAAAUUGUUGGCUGCAAAUUAAUUAAUUAAUUCUGUUUUUGAAACACAGCGCUUUGUAACUUUGAUUUAUGUUUAAGUGGAAGGCCUAAAAAUAAAACCAGCAUAUACUAAAAGAAACAUUAUUAAAAAUAAAUAAAUAAAAACAACACAAAAACGAAACACCAAA
Messenger RNA from Drosophila willistoni, 1773 nucleotides. It is a transcript of the gene Syx7, whose product is annotated as syntaxin-7. Gene Ontology annotation, biological process: intracellular protein transport; vesicle fusion; vesicle-mediated transport. Gene Ontology annotation, cellular component: membrane; SNARE complex; synaptic vesicle. The record is from RefSeq and is a predicted model, not a curated record. Gene Ontology annotation, molecular function: SNARE binding; SNAP receptor activity. NCBI's taxonomy places the organism in Eukaryota, Metazoa, Arthropoda, Insecta, Diptera, Drosophilidae. Bases 120 to 1016 code for a protein of 298 amino acids. The transcript is spliced from 6 exons.